Molecule: messenger RNA, 1189 nt
Organism: Chenopodium quinoa (quinoa)
Lineage: Eukaryota; Viridiplantae; Streptophyta; Magnoliopsida; Caryophyllales; Amaranthaceae
Product: methyltransferase-like protein 13
Exons: 8
Coding region: 152-889 (245 amino acids)
Molecular function (GO): S-adenosylmethionine-dependent methyltransferase activity
Source: RefSeq, a predicted model, not a curated record
AAAAAAUCCCAAAAAUUUCCAGUUGGCCGCACAUUCUACUGUAGACCAACAGCCAGAUCCCCUGCCACCAAAUAUUUGGAUUGACCAACACAAACAACACAACACACCAUUUCUCUCUCCUCCCUCUUCGUCUUCUUCUUCAUCAUCUUCUAUGAAUAACUUGUUCAGAGACGUUUCAAGCUGCAACACUUACGACUAUGGCAAUUCCCUGUAUUGGGAUGCUCGUUACAUUCAAGAAUCUGGCUCUUUUGAUUGGUAUCAACGUUACUCUGCUCUUCGUCCUUUUGUUCGCAAAUUUGUUCCCACUUCUUCUCGUGUUCUCAUGGUUGGCUGUGGAAAUGCUGUCAUAUCAGAGGAUAUGGUGAAAGAUGGAUAUGAGGAGAUUAUGAACGUUGACAUUUCUAUGGUUGCCAUUGACAUGAUGAGAGGGAAGCAUGCACACAUACCUCAACUGAAAUAUAUGCAGAUGGAUGUUAGAGAUAUGACUUUUUUCCCAGAUGAUUCAUUUGGCAGUGUUAUUGAUAAAGGAACUCUUGAUUCUUUGAUGUGCGGUACUGAAGCUAUAAUAAGUGCUUCUCGGAUGUUGGGUGAAGUCAGCAGGCUACUUAAGCCUGGAGGAGUAUAUAUGUUGAUUACAUAUGGUGAUCCACAUGUGAGGAUGCCUUAUAUUAACCGAUCAGUGUACAAUUGGAAAAUUGAACUGUACAUAAUACCAAGACCUGGGUUUGAAGGCUCGGCUGUUGCUUCCAUCAAAUCAUGCUUGGAGCCUAUCCCUCUGUCUGAGGACGGCCUGUUUCCACCUGAUUUUGUCUUGCAAGACCCAGAUUGCCACUUCAUAUAUAUCUGCAGAAAGAAUGAGGAGCCGGCUAACAUAACGUCACAUCCUUAAGCUGGUGACAAGCUAUGAUCCUUUACACCUGUUCAUAUACAAACUAACAUAGUCAUUAAGUUUUAUUGCUAUACCAAUCUUUGUAACAUUAGAUGUGUAUAAUUCUUGUUACGAAGAAGUUGAGGGUUAUGAAAUAAGUGAUGCCUCAAUUCAGAGCCUCGUAGCUGGAAAUAAAGGGUUCACAGAUUUUUCUGAUUUUAUGUGAUGAUCUAGCAGAUUGCUUAACUAUUACAGUACGUGGUAUGUAACUAUGUAAGUGAGGUGUUUUCUAUAUUAAUAAAGCUUCGUUGUUCUUUGUUA